AUGAAGGCCGUCCUCCUUGCCCUGCUGGCCGCUGGCUUGGCGCUGCAGCCAGGCACUGCCCUCAAGUGUUACUACUGCAAGACCCAGGUGAGCAACAAGGACUGCCAACAUGUGCAGAACUGCACCGAGUCUGAGACCCAGUGCCGGACGGAGCUCAUCCGUGCCAUUGGCCUCCUGACUUUCAUCAACAAGGGCUGCAGCUCGAACUGUGUUGCGGGGUCAGAGGACUACUACUUGGGCAAGAAGAACAUCACGUGCUGCGACACUGACCUGUGCAACAUCAGUGGGGCCCAGACCCUGCAGCCGGCCAUCACCACCCUGGCACUGCUCACUGUGCUUGGUGGUCUGCUGCUCUGGGGCCCCAGCCAACUGUAG
Messenger RNA from Carlito syrichta (Philippine tarsier), 375 nucleotides. It is a transcript of the gene PSCA, whose product is annotated as prostate stem cell antigen. The record is from RefSeq and is a predicted model, not a curated record. Lineage: Eukaryota; Metazoa; Chordata; Mammalia; Primates; Tarsiidae. The coding region runs from base 1 to 375 and encodes 124 amino acids. The transcript has 3 exons.